Molecule: messenger RNA, 1297 nt
Organism: Camelus dromedarius (Arabian camel)
Lineage: Eukaryota; Metazoa; Chordata; Mammalia; Artiodactyla; Camelidae
Gene: IL17C
Product: interleukin 17C
Exons: 3
Coding region: 1-819 (272 amino acids)
Biological process (GO): inflammatory response
Cellular component (GO): extracellular region
Molecular function (GO): cytokine activity
Source: RefSeq, a predicted model, not a curated record
AUGGGUGGCCUUCAUGGACAUGGAGUCAGAAUCCAGGACACCUCGGGUGACAGCCUGUCCCUGCCUUCUGCACCCCCUGGCCACUGGGCCCCAUCUGCCAGCCAGGCAGUGACGGCCUCUGAAGCCGGGAGCCCACAGCGGGGGGCUGUCCCCUGCCUUUCCACAGGGAGCAGAGCCCCCUUCCUUGGGCACCCCCUGACCACCCACCACCUACUCCACCAGCUCAUCCCUGGCCUCCUGCUUCUGGUCUGGCUGCCCGCCAGCCUGGCUCGCCACAGCCCCCCGCUCUGGGCAGGGGCCCACGCCCACGCCCACAGGACCCCGCGCUGCUACUUGCCGGAGGAGCUGCCCCUGGGCCAUGCCCCUCCCCACCUGCUGGCUCGAGCUGCCAGGUGGGAGCAGGCUUUGCCAGUAGCCCUCGUGUCCAGCCUGGAGGCGGCAGCCCGCAGGAGGCGGCGUUCGGGGCCCCCGGCUGGUGCCCAGUGCCCAGUGCUGCAGCCAGAGGAGGUGCUGGAAGCUGACCUCCACCAGCGCUCCAUCUCUCCCUGGAGAUACCGCGUGGACAUGGAUGAGAGCCGCUACCCGCAGAAGCUGGCCUUCGCCGAGUGCCUGUGCAGGGGCUGCAUCAACGCCAAGACGGGCCACGAGACGGCGGCACUCAACUCUGUGCUGCUGCACCAGAGCCUGCUUGUGCUGCGCCGCCGGCCCUGCCCGCCGGCCGCCGCGGGGCCGCCCACGCCCGGGGCCUUCGCCUUCCACGCGGAGUUCAUCCGCGUGCCCGUGGGCUGCACCUGCGUCCUGCCCAGGUCAGCGAGGUGACCGCCGGCUCGGCUCCCGGACUGGCCAGCGGGACCUCUCCCCAAGAGGCCCCUCCUAUUUAUGUGUAUUUAUUGGUUAUUUAUGUGCCCCUGGGGCUCCUGGGCAGGUCCCCAGGCUCCAGGCCUCUGCUCUGAGGUGACAGUGGAGAUGGGGCCCAGAAGGGACUCUGCGCUGGCCAGUCCCCACCUGGAGACACGGUUUACCCUGGAAUAUUUUUGCUCUUCUAGAACUUCUUAAAACAACAACAGAAAAGGUGUCCUGAUGGCUGCUUCCACCUCGGUAGCCCCCUGGGCUCCCCUCGCCCCCACCCCUCCCUGGUCUCAGCCUCCCUCUCCCCAGCCCCCGGGAGACACAAGUACCCUGUAUUUCUUAAAGUGAUUAUUUUAUAUAUGAGUCCGUGUUAUUAAACUGAGGAGCAGCCCCCGAGCACAGUGCUGGAUGGCAGGGGGCAGUGGGUGAGGACACACCCCUCGCCCUC